CAGCUGCAGACAGAUGGGUUACACAUAUUGUGCGUAAUGUUCCCGUGUAUGACGUUGUCCAAUUCCGCCGAAUAAACGGCCUCAAGCGGCUAGAGGGGCUCUAAAAUUUCGCCCUAUAUAGAGGAGAAAUGGAGAGAAAAAGAGAGAUGGUUUUGGACCUAAUGGCCCCAGAAAGGAACGCCCUCCCGUACCACCCAGACGCUAUAAUUUUUAUUAUUUUCAAAAAGAGAAAUUGUCAUUGUAAAGAUUUACGAAGAUUUCUCGUACAUGCUGGAAAUAUCUCAAUAUUUUGUGCUUAAGGCAAUGUCAGUUUAGCAUUAGAAAAACAAUUCCAUCAAUUCUUUAAUUAAAUUAAACUGCUGUUGCAUGUCAUAUUGAUUGUAGACGGCAAUAGUAUCGUGACUUUAAACAGUUGAUCACAUUAGUUGAUUGCUCUCAAGUUCUCAAAAUCAAUACCUCUGUCAGCAGAAAUUGAUCGUCUCCUGCUUCGGACAACAUUUUUCUCACUACGUGUAGCUAAAACACACGAAACAUUUUGGCGUUUGUUUCAAGUGUCUUGCCUAUAUAUACAAUGAGGUCAUAGAUAUAUAGGAAAGGAAUCGAUGAUAAACGAAUUUCUUUAAAGGAAACCCGAGUUUUGUUGGACAAUGUACUCAACAAACCGACUUUCUAUAGGGUGAACGGAACUGUUUAUGACCAUCACUUCUUGUGUCUACGUUUUACAACCGAGGAAGCCUUAAAAACUAGAACGGAACGGCGGGACAUAAUAUCAUGUAGCCAAAAUGUAUAUCAAACGGAAAUGCUUGAGAUUAUCGAGUAGAGAACCUGUAUAUACGUUUUUUGUUGCAUUCACCCAGCAACAAGUGAUGCAAACUUUGACGAUGUUGACUCUUACGGCUGUCUACACAUGCAAUAGCGCGCUAAUUUGUUUUUUUAACUGUGAUUGAUGACCAUCUGAAUUAUUGCGAUUGUUGCAGACGAUAUAUACUUUCUAUACGAGUUGGCAUGAAAACUAGCUUGACCAUCCCCGCACUUUUUCGAUUAGUAUUGUGGCCAACUCUUUCCUGGAGUAAGUACUGCCAGAACUCCCUCAUCAACAGCUUUACAGUUCAAACAGAUUUUUCUCUUUCAAGACUUAAAUUUUCUGACUUGAUUGUUCUUCUUCGUUGUAAACGUGCAGCUCGGCAUACAAACGAAUUCAUAGGCAAGUCCAAUAUUGCGCGCGUUGCAUUCUUGAUGGUUGCUCUACUUUCUCUGAAUCGUGUUUGGAAUUUAAAGACCGUCCUCGGAAUUCAAAUAGAAAUUGGAUGGAACAAAAUUCUCGAUCGGAUCGGUGACGACAGGUUUAAUCUCUACGUCUACGUUUUAAACAUUUCAACGUUUUUCGUCUAUUGGACCAUCGGACUGGCCUAUCUCCUGAUGGAACUAACGGCUUGGCCAAAGUGCAUAUUUCAGCGAAAAGUUCAGCCCAACGUCGUGAUCGAUAAAGAAAAACUCUUUUCGUUGUUUCGCGUGAAUUUAUUCAAUCAAUGCUUCGUGGUGGUUCCCUCUUCCAUCUUUGGUUACUAUUUCCUAAUGUACAAUGGAACUGCUCCUCCGGUUCGAGAAGUCCCAACUCUACACGAGCAACACAGGCUGCUGUACAAAUGGACGCAUAAAUGGCAUCAUGAAUGGUCGACACCAGUGGCCUUAUCUUCCAUGUACAACCAUCCACUGGACCAAUUGAUUGGCAAUAUUCUUCCAGUCAGUAUCGGUUUGGCAUUGACCAAUUCUCAUUUUUUCACACAAUGGUUGUGGUUCACUUGGAGCGCAAUGAGGUCCCUUAACGACCAUAGCGGAUAUCGUUUGUUUGCCUUUCCUUCUCCUGUACGUCACGAUUUCCAUUAUCAAAAAUCAACGGAAUGUUUCGCUGUUUGGGCCUGGGGACCACUUGACUACCUCCACGGCACCGACAAAGUCUUCCGCGCUAAAAAUCGCUGCAGGACAGUUGUCUCAUUGAAUUGGCUGAUUGACGUGUAGGAAAAUCAAAUUGAAGUAACGAAAUUUUGAUUUUAAUUGAUUGAUAUGCUAUAAACAUUGGUAUAUAGCCUAGCAAUAAAGAAACGUUUUAUCAUCCAACUAAUUUUUUUAAAUUGUGCUAAUGGGAGGGAAACUAAUGGGAACUAAAGUGUUUUUUUAUUUUUUGUGAUUCUUCCUAAUCUUAUUGUUUAGACCUGACCAAUUGAAAAACCUAAACCUAUAAAGGAGCCUCCAAAAAAACAUACAAGACACUUGGGUCAGUUGGUGCUAACAAGAUAUCUUUUCUGGAGUCCAAGAAGAGGUGACAAAAGAACGCGGGAAAGCCGCGUGUUCUUUCAAGCACCUGCGAUGCAUCUCGAACAAAGGCAUCCACACAAGGCGUUUCUUUGAAACAGCGAAUUACAACAAUAAAAAUGACGGCAAUGGCCUAGGUAAAGAAUAAAUAAUUUUUAAAAAGUUAUUAGCUGAAAUCAUAGGAGAAAGUGGUAUAAAUUUU
Molecule: messenger RNA, 2515 nt
Organism: Daphnia magna
Lineage: Eukaryota; Metazoa; Arthropoda; Branchiopoda; Diplostraca; Daphniidae
Product: fatty acid hydroxylase domain-containing protein 2
Biological process (GO): sterol biosynthetic process
Molecular function (GO): iron ion binding; C-4 methylsterol oxidase activity
Source: RefSeq, a predicted model, not a curated record